Penicillium mononematosum is the source of this 1644-nucleotide messenger RNA. RefSeq lists its product as uncharacterized. The record is from RefSeq and is a predicted model, not a curated record. The transcript has 4 exons. Gene Ontology annotation, molecular function: catalytic activity. NCBI's taxonomy places the organism in Eukaryota, Fungi, Ascomycota, Eurotiomycetes, Eurotiales, Aspergillaceae. The coding region runs from base 1 to 1644 and encodes 547 amino acids.
AUGCCCAUGCACGAGACUAUUCCCGGAAACGAGGUCUACGGACCCGGAACCUACAUCGACAAGUCCGUUCUCCCUAUACCCCAAGAUGCCCGUCGAAUCUUUGAGCUGUUGGCGUCGCGAACACCGGGUUUCACAAAAGACACUGCACUGUGGGACACUGUCAACUUCGAAGGCCGGCCGGACCCUAUGGUGCCCGUCGGAAACGAGCUUCUUGAGCUACGGGAUGGCAAGCCAGCCAAGGAAGCGAGCGUGACUGUAAACACGGACCAUGCUGGGAUUUGGCUUGCAUCGACAUUCACGGCAUUCGUGAAUGGCAAGGACAUCUCGACUCUUGCACGGGCCCGCGAACUUCCCAACAUCUUCGACAGGGACUUUGAGAAGGGGUUCGGGAUCGGCCCAUUGGCUGGUCGAGCAACUGCACUGUAUCCCACCAAGGACUCCGGGGUGUGGUAUCAACUUCACGGGUCGCUGGAUGCAAGCAAGACACUCUGCUCGAUGGGGAUCGACAUGGAUGUGCCGUUGAAAUCUUUCCAGGAGGGAUAUGCGUAUAUUCGGGAACAUGUGCAGAAAUGGGGUCCUGAUGAACUUGAGAUGCAUAACCUGAGACAUGGAUUAUGUGGGAGCAUCUGUUACUCACCCGAGGGCUGGAGAAAGACUGAGAUGGGGAAGCGGCUUGCGGAAUACCCUCUCGUGAAUUAUACGCGUGAAUCGUAUGCGCAAUCGACGCCGUCGGUCCCAUUAAGUCAGCUCCCUGAUCGUCGGCCUCUGGCGGGGAUCAAGGUGGUGGAAAUGGUGCGGAUUAUCGCCGGGCCCACUGUUGGGGUAAUCCUCGCAUCGUUUGGUGCAGAUGUCAUCCGUGUCAACUGCAGUAGACUGGCAGAUUUGAAUGUCCUCCAAUUAACGCUCAACGCCGGCAAACGCACGAUUGAUCUCGAUAUUGGAAAGGCGGAGGAAAUGGCUCGGCUCAAGGAGCUGGUGGGCGACGCAGACGUGUUUGUCCAGGGCUUCCGGUAUGGGUCGCUAGAUCGGAAGGGACUCGGUCUGCAAAGCAUGCUGGAUGUGGCAGCCAAAAGAAACAAGGGCAUUGUCUACGUCGACGAAAACUGCUACGGUCCAUCUGGACCAUUCGCCGAGAGACCUGGCUGGCAGCAGAUCGGGGAUGCCGCAUCGGGUGCUUCGUACGUGAUGGGUCGGUCGCUUGGAUUCGAUGAAGGGACGAGUGUUCUUCCACCAUUGCCAGUCUCUGACAUGACUACUGGCGUUGUCGGUGCCCUCGCGACAAUGGACGCGAUUCUGGUAGACCCCGAAGUUGGUCUCUAUCCAGUUGAGGUGGUACAAAGAACUUUCGAUACGUUCAAAUUCGCGCGCUCGUCUCCGGAUCAGUUCGUCUCGGAAAUUAUGAUUCAGGUGAUCGAUGGGUGGAAACGAGUUUUCCCGGAAUAUCUUGCACAAGACUCCCCAUUUAUGAUGAGCUUUGAAGAUAGCCCAUGGGGACGGAUGGAUAUGCUGAGGCCCGUAGCCAGACUAGAUGACAAGGACGCAAGUCCUAUUUGGAAAGAUUCUCCUGUUCCAAAUUGCCAUCAUGACCAAGGCAUCACCUGGCAUGACCAUGUUGCAAGGAGGCUUCCCGAGUUGUCAUAUUAG